Molecule: messenger RNA, 742 nt
Organism: Prunus avium (sweet cherry)
Lineage: Eukaryota; Viridiplantae; Streptophyta; Magnoliopsida; Rosales; Rosaceae
Source: RefSeq, a predicted model, not a curated record
UGAAGCAAGCAGCUAGAGUCAUGGUGCCUAGUAGAAGUGGGUGCAUCAUAUCCACAGCUAGUGUAGCCGGUGCCAUGGGAGGCCUUAGACCUCAUGCUUAUACAGCCUCAAAGCAUGCCAUUGUAGGUCUAACAAAGAACAAAGCUUGUGAGCUUGGUCGAUAUGGGAUUCGAGUUAAUUGUAUUUCUCCUUUUGGGGUAGCUACUUCCAUGCUAAUCGAUGCUUGGAGCGGUCACGAGGAAGAUGGUGAAGGCAUGGAUUUUGGAUCGUCACCUUGUGAGGAAGAUGUGGAAAAGAUAGAAGAGCUUGUGAAAGGCCUGGCCAAUCUAAAAGCCAAUCUAAAAGGUGCAACUCUAAAAGCUAAAGAUAUAGCAGAGGCUGCUCUUUUUCUUGCAAGUGAUGAAUCAAAGUAUGUGAGUGGUCAUAACCUCGUUGUGGAUGGUGGUUAUACUACCUCAAAGAAUUGCGUGGGUUUGUAAAGAUCGAUCAAUUGGAUAUGUUCGAUUGAAAUUUGUAAGUAGAUGCUUGAAAUUUAUAUGAUAUUACAAGAAAGCAACAAUUGAACCUUACAUGCCAUGAAUUUUUACUGUUAAGAGUCCUUGCCUUUAUAUAGAUUCAUGUCUUUAUAGUCUAUGUUAUGCUACGUUCGCUUGGUUGUCUCCUUACUUUCUCUUCAUGGCCUCAUGCCAGGGUGCCGUUCUUCUCUAAUCGACGUGGUACAUGUGAUAAGUGGAUAUUUAUG